Messenger RNA from Anguilla rostrata (American eel), 2004 nucleotides. It is a transcript of the gene cmpk2, whose product is annotated as cytidine monophosphate (UMP-CMP) kinase 2, mitochondrial. Lineage: Eukaryota; Metazoa; Chordata; Actinopteri; Anguilliformes; Anguillidae. The record is from RefSeq and is a predicted model, not a curated record. The transcript is spliced from 5 exons. Gene Ontology annotation, biological process: dTTP biosynthetic process; dUDP biosynthetic process; dTDP biosynthetic process. Gene Ontology annotation, cellular component: cytoplasm; mitochondrion. The coding region runs from base 65 to 1336 and encodes 423 amino acids. Gene Ontology annotation, molecular function: dTMP kinase activity; nucleoside diphosphate kinase activity.
AUCUUGAAUUGUCACACCCUUCCUCUCAGCUGAUCAGCGCAAAUAAGUUUAGGUGACGGUGCGUAUGUUCCUUCGUCUAAACAUGGCUAAACGGGUGCUCUGUCGUUUGGGUCAGUGGUGUUCACGUGUUUUCGCAGUGGAGUGCGAACCUAACUCGGAUCCGGUUUAUUUUGGCUUGAGCAAAAAUCCGCAGGCAAGCCUAUCUGGCGAGCAACAGACUUUUGAAAAAAUAUUUGGUGGGGCGAAAAGUUAUUCGCUCCACAUUUGCACCGAUGACCGAUUUCAAAGAGCGAUGCGGUAUGAAGAUCUUAAAAAUAACUUAAUUUCGGCGUUACCAAGAGGCAGCUUAUUGGACGUGUUCUCUUUUCUCCCAGAUGUGAAAAACUCGUUGUUCAGGGGGUUUCUCAUCAAAGAUGCAGAGGCAAUACCGAUGUUCCAUGAACUAGUUAUGGGUUCUUGGGUGAAUGUGUGCACUUACGUCCAGGAAGAAGACGGCCAGUGGUGGCAGCACUUGUGGUCCAAGUCAGAAGAUGCCACGGAGGUGCUCGUGGAUAAAUAUUGCCUUGUACCAGCUCGGAUGCCACAGUAUCACCCAUCAACGCUAAAUAUAAUGGGUAACGAUGUGUUCUACAGCUUUGGAGAUGCCCACAAAGUUAUGGAAAAGAGCGUGGAAAUAAUUCCAGAGACAAAGGAAUUGCUGGAACUGGUGGACCAGAAUCUGACACUAAAGAGGAAUGGGCAGUUCCCAGUCAUAGUCAUUGAAGGAUUGGAUGCAACAGGGAAAACUACACUGACACGCUCUCUGACAGCGGAGCUCAGUGCCGCUUUGCUGGGAUCUCCGCCGCAGUGUCUGUCUCCAUGGAGACAGCGCUUCGACUCAGAGCCCGCCCUCCUCAGACGGGCGUUCUAUGCCAUGGGGAAUUACGUCACCGCUAGCCAGAUUGCUGUGGCAAGCCAGCACAGUCCCGUCGUGGUGGACAGGUACUGGCACAGCACUGCGGCCUAUGCCAUCGCCACGGCGGUAGCGGGGAAGGUGAGUAACCUGCCUGGCCCCGGGUCCGAGGUGUACCGCUGGCCGAGUGACCUGCUGCGCCCGGACCUGGUCCUGCUGCUGACCGUCAGCCCGGAGGAGCGGCUGAGGAGGCUCAGCGGGAGGGGCGUGGAGAAGACCAGGGAGGAAGCGGAGCUGGAGGCUAACCACCUGUUCCGCACCAAAGUGGAGCAAGCCUACAAGAGGGUCGAAGAUCCAGCCUGUGUCGUGGUGGAUGCCAGUCCUCCUCCAGACCAAGUGCUUCAACAAGUGCUGCUUUUAAUUAGAGACAAAUGCCACUUAUAGUCCCGUUUCUUAGAGAGAGCCUCUACAGAGGCUGCAACCUGUUCUGACCACUGGGUGGCACUGCAGUCCUAUGAAAGAGCUCCCUCCUCGAUACCCCAUACAGGACUGACUUCAUUUAACAGCCACGGAUAUUCACAGUCCCAGCAAUUUUGUUUGGAGAACAGAAGGCACAGUGCAUAGCCAAUGAGCAGCCAGAGAACACACAGACUGGUAUGAAUGCCUGAAUGUGUCUGCCAUAUUACACAUUUGGUUCCGUUAUAUAGCAGGAAUCAUAUGGUUUGGACACAUUAAAUUUGACAAGCACACAUAAUUUUACGGUGACUGUUUAACAAUGACAUCUACUAUUCUCUGCUAGAGGAAAUGAAAGUGGAAGGGGAUCUGUAUUCAUAAAUCAAAACAAUUCUAUUUGCACACACAUGGCUUCAAAGGCCAGCUUUGAACCUCUCUCUUCUUGAAGUUGUUGCAAUUUGGCAGUACACAAAGUGUGGCCUGUUCAGGCUUUGUCACACAGUGUGAUAGCACAGCGGCCAUCAAGCCUAAUAUUGUACAUAAAAUAAAAGGUUUAAUACAUGAGAAUAAAAUCCUUCCUAGUGGCUAUUGACAACUUGCUUCACACGUGUAGCAUUUCAAGCUUAUGCUAAUAAAAGAAGAGUUUGUUCUCCUUCUCA